Molecule: messenger RNA, 1137 nt
Organism: Lecanosticta acicola
Lineage: Eukaryota; Fungi; Ascomycota; Dothideomycetes; Mycosphaerellales; Mycosphaerellaceae
Source: the annotation of a GenBank genome assembly
AUGGCGGCCGCAGCCACGAACCCGCACAUGGAGCUCGAUCCCAAAUACGACCACUAUGAUUUCCCUACGACCGCUCCAGAUCCGAAGCCAGGCCACCCGGGCCACACCACCAAAGAGCAGGAUGCCGCUGUUCAUCAGCUUCGUAUGACCCUUGAGCAGGAGGGCUACAGCAAACGGCUCGAUACUCUGACCAUGCUUCGCUUUCUGAGAGCGCGCAAGUUCAACGUACAAGCGGCAAAGGAGAUGUACGACAGCAGAGCGGGAAUGGGCAAGUUAACCGUGACUGAUUCUUGUGGUGAACAGGUUCGUCAAUUGCGAGAAAUGGCGUGCGGAGUUUGGCGGCGGUGUGGACAACCUCGUGAAAACAUUUGAGUACAAGGAAAAGCCGCAGGUGUUUGCAUACUACCCGCAAUACUACCACAAGACGGAUAAGGAUGGACGACCCGUCUACAUCGAACAACUGGGCAAGAUCGAUCUGGACAAGAUGCGUACCAUCACCACGGACGAGCGCAUGCUGCAAAACUUGGUGGUUGAGUACGAGAAGCUUUCCGACCCGCGUCUUCCUGCUUGCUCGCGGAAAGCCGGUCAGCUCCUCGAGACAUGCUGCACCAUCAUGGACUUGAAGGGCGUCGGCUUGGGUAAGGUCGGCCAAGUGUACGGAUACGUGCAACGAGCAUCGGCUAUCAGCCAGGACUAUUACCCUGAGCGACUCGGCAAAUUCUACCUCGUCAACGCACCAUGGGGAUUCAGCAGCGUCUUUGCCGUUGUCAAGCGUUUUCUCGACCCCGUUACUGUCAGCAAGAUCCAUAUCCUGGGAGGCAGCUACCAGAAGGAGCUCCUCGCCCAGGUGCCUGCGGAGAACCUGCCAACCGAUUUUGGCGGCAAGUGCAAGUGUGCCGGAGGAUGCCAAUUGAGUGAUGAUGGCCCAUGUAAGUUGAACUCAUCUUCGAAUGCUUGGCCGCAUACUAAUGCUCCGUCACAGGGCAAGAGGCUCAAUGGUUGAAGGGAAACAAUGACAGCAUUCCCGCGACUGAGAGCCACACCGGCGAAGGUCAGCCUUCUACUGACGCCGCAACGGCCCCAGAAGCCCAAGGACAUCCAGCUGGCGAGGCUCAUGCAGCUGCAGCGGCUCAGUAA